UAACAUCUUAUUCGCAGCUGCAUCCACCACUGUCACUAUGAAGCCACUGAAGUGUAAACACUGCAAAGAAAAAUUCGAAGAUGACAAAUUUCUUGAAGAGCACAUGGCUAAUGUUCAUCCAGGAAAUUUCACAUGUCCGAUAUGCUCCAGGAAGUUCCAGUUUAAGGGGAAAUACUCGGAUCACAUGAAGAUACAUGCAAACAGCGAUAUGCGUUACGAGUGCACGCAAUGUCCUUGCUUCUUCAAGAAUCCCGGGCACCUCAAAAAUCACAUGAAGGAAGCACACGGGGAGGAAAAACAGAUCUUUCCCUGCACCAAUUGCAAGAAGAAGUUUGAGUCCAAAGCGGCUCUGAACCAGCACGUCCGGAACAUCCACAACGCGGUGUUCAUGCUGCACAAGUGUACGUUCUGUCCACGAGUGUACGGCUCCAAGAACUCACUGAAGUGGCACGUUCACAUCAACCACAACAAAGACUUCAAGCGAUCCAAGUGUCCGUACUGCCCGUCCGACUUCAAGUGGCCUCACCAUCUCAAGGUGCACAUCAAAAAGGCCCACAUACUGAAAGGUAACGCUCCCACAGACUUAAUACGUAAAGGGUUCACCACGAUAAGAAGGAAAACAAACGACUGCGUUGUUUGCAACAAGAACUUCGUGAAGAAGUUGGACCUUAUGCUGCAUUUAAAGAAGGUACAUAAACAGGAGCUAGACAUAUUCAAGUGUUGCAAGUGCGACGCAGUUUACAGUCUACGGAACUCGUUGAAGCUACAUCUAGAAGAGCAUAGAAGGAAGAACACAGGCACGGGUCACCAAUGUGAGCAAUGUCAUCCGGAUCCUAACCCUGUAGCUUAUGCCAUAGACAUGGAGGAAGAGGAUGAUGUGCAAGAUGGCCAAACUGAAAUAGAAAAAGAGAUUAUAGACUUUGAACUGACUUUAAUGGCUAAUGAAGAUUUGAGACGUAUGAUCAAACUUAGACUUAAAAAGGAAUUGUAUGAUAAAAAAAGAAGGGGUUAUAAAGCACCUCAUAAAUAUAAGGCAAUUGAGACUGCUAUAAAGAGAAAUGAAUCUGAUAUGGAGUAUGAAGUAGAGAUAGGUUGUUGUAUUAAAGAAGAUAGUUCAUUAAAUAAUGAAGUCGAUGUUUAUGAAAACGAUUUUUUGUCUAAAUUGUGUGAUGAAUGCAAUAAUGAAAUGAUACAUUGCAUUUGUUCAGAAUCAACGCUCAAUGAGAGUCAGUGUUCAACAAAUUCUAUGGAGAAAGAGGUGAAAAUAUGCUUACAAAGAGUUACAAUGAAUGAAAGCAACUCUCAGACUGCAAAAGAAAAAAUAUCAUCAGGUACAACAAUCAUAGAUUACAAGUGCAAUAUUUGCAGUUGCAAUUUUACUUUAGCCAGUUCACUUGAGGACCACAUGCGUUUGAGCCACGGCAAAGAAGUAGAUACACCAAAAAAUGCAAAUAAGAAAGGUCCAGAACAAGCUGACAGAGAGUCGGAAAAUAAACAACAGCCUAAAUCUAAAAGCUUAGAUAGUGUAAAGCAGAAAAAUGAUGUUACAGAAUCUGUUCAAACUUUGUCUAAACGGCAAGUCAAAUUGCCCAAAAGGUUUGAAGAUACCGAUCUAAAAGUUGAAAAAGGUGAGGCUGAGAAAAGAGGUACUAAUGAAAUGAACAACACAAAUGCAAAACUGGGCCAAAUUCGAACAGGUGAAAUGAAACUUAAUAAAGAUACACCUAAACGUCAACCUAAAGAAGUAAAAAGCGUAGAUAAUUUAGAAAAGACAAAAAACAGCACAGAAUCAGAGAACAAUGAAAAUAAACGUCGAAAGAAAGAUUCUGAUAAUGGAGUAUUGACUAAAGACACUAGCAAACUCGAAGCUACAACACAAAUUAAACAAAAAAUAUACCAGUGUAAAAUAUGCAAUGAUAGAUUCAUAACACCAAUAAAUUUGGGCAGGCACAUGAAGUUAAUUCACAGGAAGGCGCACCGAUGCAAUAAGUGCAGGAAAGGAUUUAGCUCAAAGAGUCAUUUCGACCACCAUAUGAGAAUCAAACACAAGGAAAAAUCCAAUUUAGACAAAAGGAAGCCACCAAGUCCAAAGAAAGGUGUGAAAUGUGUAAACCCGAAAACUUUUAAGAGUGCAGACAAAAUGUACGAGUGUGGAAAGUGCGAACUGUUUUUUAAUAGCAAGCUAGAACUGUUGAAGCAUAUAAGUGAUGUGCAUAUGGCAGCUAACGACCGGGAACGGUUCUGUUGUGACCAAUGCGGGGCCAAGUUCUCCAGUAAGCUGGAGAUCCGAGAACAUGUCAAGUUCUUCUGUGAACAUCGACAAGUGAUGUGAUGUUGUAUCGCGACUGGGAAACCUUUGCGUAAACGGCAAUCUGUCUUAAUGAUAGGUUCCUAGUAUACUGCGAUUCACGUGACCUGACCAAGCCUGCCUGCAAAGUGCCAUUUAUUCAUGUUGUCUGAAAAAAACAAGCCAAUUACAGCUAAGGUGCCUACGUAAAAUAGGUAAAUGUGUCAGGUUACUUGGAUAAUCUACCUUUAACAUGCCGUGUGUGUGU
Plutella xylostella (diamondback moth) is the source of this 2555-nucleotide messenger RNA. RefSeq lists its product as uncharacterized. Gene Ontology annotation, molecular function: sequence-specific DNA binding; DNA-binding transcription factor activity, RNA polymerase II-specific. Gene Ontology annotation, cellular component: nucleus. The record is from RefSeq and is a predicted model, not a curated record. Gene Ontology annotation, biological process: regulation of transcription by RNA polymerase II. NCBI's taxonomy places the organism in Eukaryota, Metazoa, Arthropoda, Insecta, Lepidoptera, Plutellidae.